AUGAUUCAAAGGUUCACUGGGCUCAAGGCGAUCCUAUCGGGUCCCGCUGGAGGUGUGGUUGGCUAUGCCAAAACAAGCUACAUCGAGAGCGAUAAAGUGCCAGUGAUAGGUUUUGAUAUGGGAGGUACCUCAACGGAUGUGAGUCGCUUCGGGGGUAGAUUUGAGCACGUCUUUGAGACUACAACAGCUGGUAUAACAAUUCAAUCUCCUCAGCUCGAUAUUAAUACAGUAGCUGCUGGUGUGGCAGUAUUUUUUGUUGGAGAAAUGGACUUUUUGUUGUGGGGCCGGAGGGUGCAAGUGCUCAUCCAGGUCCUGCCUGCUAUCGAAAAGGUGGCUCUCUCACAGGCCGACUUGCUACCGGAUCACUUUCCCGCAACCUUCGGGCCAAACGAGGAUCUUCCCCUUGACUAUGGAAUCACGAGAUCAGAGUGUGUUGACUUGACAGAACAAAUCAACACAGAAAUUGAUGGUUAUCUCACCCCGGGAGAGGCAGCGCAAGGUUUUCUUGACUAUUGCAAACGAGGCAAUGAUGAAGCAGGAAUCACCAAAAUCUUAGUUGAAGAUCCAGCCCAGUAUCCCGAUUGUGGUGCGAGUCUGAUUCAAGAUCUAUUCGCAGAGUAUAGCGGUCCCGUAGUACAGUUCUACAUGUCCCACAUCCAGAAAAAUGCCGAAAACGCCGUACGCAACUACCUUCGCGACAUCUAUUCAACCUUGACACCCGGCACCGCCCUCACUGCCGAGGACAAACUCGACAACGGCACGCGCAUCAAGCUAUCUAUUCGAAUCCAUGCAGACGGAGGCGUCGACUUCGACUUCACAAGAACCGGCGCCGAAGGUCUCGGAAAUGGAAACGCCCCCAAAUCCGUCUGCUUUCUCGCUUCAAUCAACGUCAUCAAUCCCGAAGGCAGUAUCUUAAACCCCUCUGCAAACGCAGCCGUCUACGCAGGCAGCACACAAACAUCCCAACGCGUCGUCGACGUCAUCCUCAAAGCGUUCCAAGCAUGUGCUGUAUCCCAAGGCUGCAUGAACAGCCUUGGAUUCUUCGGAGGUCGAAAUGCCAAAGCGGGUCAAGGAUAUAGUUUUGCAUAUGGCGAAACCAUAUGUGGGGGUGUGGGGGUAGGACCGACGUGGGAUGGCGCCAGUGCCGUCCAUUGUCAUAUGCCAAUACGCGAAUAUCCGAUAUCGAGAUAUUGGAAAAGCGGUACCCGAUUAUACAUGAUCAGCAAGCGCAGAGUCACAGCCCCCUACGGAUUAAAAGGUGGAGAAUACGGAGCAAGCGGAGUAAAUCUAAUAGGGAAGGUAGUAGCCGGGGAAGGAGAAGAUCAAGAACAAAAAAGAAGAAUAGAAGGAUCGGGGGCGGCUAGAGAAAAAGAUGCAGCGGUUGGAGUUGGAGAAACAUUAUCCGAGAGCGACGGGUUCGGUGUAUGCGUAUGCGCAGAUGCAGGAUUCGAAUUGAGAGGUUGGAUUGAGUAG
This is a messenger RNA of Sclerotinia borealis F-4128, 1473 nucleotides long. The record is from the annotation of a GenBank genome assembly. Lineage: Eukaryota; Fungi; Ascomycota; Leotiomycetes; Helotiales; Sclerotiniaceae.